AUGGCGGCCCAGUUCGAGAACCUACCAGACGAGCUCAAGCUCGCAACGGCGGCUCAUGUGAAGUACAUCCAAAGCCUAGAUACCCGCAAAGACGAGUACGACUACUGGCUGACGGAGCACCUUCGCCUCAAUGGUCUCUACUGGGGCCUAACUGCGCUUCACCUGCUCGGCCAUCCUGAUGCGCUUCCCCGCGCCGAGACGAUAGACUUCGUCCUCUCGUGCCGGCACGAGAGCGGAGGCUUCGGGGCCGCGCCCGGCCACGACGCUCACAUGCUGUAUACAGUUAGUGCUGUACAGAUCCUCGUCAUGAUCGACGCCUUGGAUGAGCUGGAGGCCCGCGGCAAGGGGAAGGCGCAAGUAGGCAAGUUUAUCGCAAAUCUUCAGAACCGCGAGAGCGGAACGUUUGCUGGUGAUGAGUGGGGUGAGGAAGACACCCGCUUCCUGUACGGCGCGCUGAAUGCCCUGUCGCUUCUCGGACUGCUUGAUCUGGUGGAUGUUGAGAAGGCUGUUACGCACAUCGCUGCUUGCACCAACUUCGACGGCGGCUACGGUGUGAGUCCCGGUGCUGAGUCGCACUCGGGUCAGAUCUUCACUUGCCUCGCGGCUCUGUCCAUUGCUGGCCGGCUGGACCUCGUGGAGAAGGACAAGCUUGGCCGAUGGUUGAGCGAGAGACAAGUGGCUGCUGGCGGUCUCAAUGGACGUCCCGAGAAAGACGAAGAUGUGUGCUACAGCUGGUGGGUGCUGAGCAGCCUGAGCAUCAUCGACCGUACGCAUUGGAUCGACCGGCAGAAGCUCAUCACCUUCAUCUUGAAAUGCCAGGACACGGAACUCGGCGGCAUCUCGGACCGGCCUGGGAACAUGGUGGACGUAUGGCACACGUUGUUCGGGCUGACAGGACUUAGCUUGCUUGGAUACCCGGGAAUGGUGGAGGUUGAUCCGGUGUACUGCAUGCCCAGGUCGGUGACCAAGAAGGCGCUGGGAAAGUGA
Molecule: messenger RNA, 987 nt
Organism: Colletotrichum karsti
Lineage: Eukaryota; Fungi; Ascomycota; Sordariomycetes; Glomerellales; Glomerellaceae
Product: prenyltransferase and squalene oxidase
Exons: 2
Coding region: 1-987 (328 amino acids)
Biological process (GO): protein geranylgeranylation
Cellular component (GO): Rab-protein geranylgeranyltransferase complex
Molecular function (GO): Rab geranylgeranyltransferase activity
Source: RefSeq, a predicted model, not a curated record